Aphis gossypii (cotton aphid) is the source of this 2535-nucleotide messenger RNA. RefSeq names its product protein Son (gene Son). The coding region runs from base 1 to 2193 and encodes 730 amino acids. The transcript has 13 exons. Gene Ontology annotation, biological process: regulation of cell cycle; regulation of mRNA splicing, via spliceosome. NCBI's taxonomy places the organism in Eukaryota, Metazoa, Arthropoda, Insecta, Hemiptera, Aphididae. Gene Ontology annotation, molecular function: RNA binding. The record is from RefSeq and is a predicted model, not a curated record.
AUGGAGAAGACAUCUGAUACAAUAAUUAAAGAGUUAUUCAACUCUUUGGACCAGAAAAUACCUUGUGUUCCUGAUACAGAAGUUACGUCCACAUACUCGGUGCCAGAAUCCAAUAAGAAACAUAAGCGACACGAUAAAUCAAAAAAAAAACAUAAAAAACAUAAGAAAAAAUCCAAGAAAUCCAAAAAAAAAAAACGACAUUCAAGAUCUUCUUCACCUGAUGAUUACAUUGAACUGAAACUUAAAAAAGAUAAAUUAGAAGAAGCCAAAUCUGGUAUGUCAGUAUCAUUAGACGUGAUCAUGGAAACAAUUGUGAGUACAGCUAAUGAAAAAAGUGAGGAGGUCAAAGACAUUAAAUACAAUGAAAAUGGGAUUGAUCAUCUAGAUACAACUUUAAUAGAUAAAAAUAAAGUACCGACACCGGAAAAUGAUUCAUAUCAAACAAAAAAUAAUACUACAAGAUUAAAUAAUGGAAAAAUCAUCAUUAAAGAUUUAAAAGAGAGUCGUUUAUACCAUGAAUUAGUUAAUAAAGUCCAAGAAAAAGAACGAUUCAAAACUAAAAAGUAUAAAAUUAAUGAACAUAGUAAUUUAUCUCAUGACUUAGAUAAAAAAAAAAAAAAUAAACAUAAAUCAAAAAAAAAGAAAAGAUCAAGAAGUAGAAACAGAUCAAGUACUCCAAAACGACUUAAGAAGUAUAACCGAUCUCGUUCAAAUAGCAAGAAUAAGUAUUCGAGACACGAUGACUCUAAAAGUCAUCAAACUAAUUCAAGGAACCAAAGUGACUCUAACGUUAAAUGUAAAAAUAACGAUAAUGAUAUAAAAUCAAAAGAAAAAAGCAAUCACCAUAAAAGAUCUAUAACACCAGAUAAAUAUUCAAAAUCAAUUAGACGUUCAAGAUCAAGAGAUAGUAAAAAAUCAAAGAGAUCAGAAGAUUAUAAUAGAACAAGAAAACAGUCAAGGUCUAGAGAAACAUCUAGGACUAGACAUAGAUCUCCUUCUUGUGAAAAGAUUGAUAAAAAAAAAUUAUUUAAAAUCGCUCGUAAAAAUGCCUUGUCUCUAGUACAACAAGGCGUAUUACCAGUGGGAAGUGUAAAAAAAGAUAUUUUAGCCAAUGUACCCACUAAAACUGUAGAUGAACUAACAGAUUUUUGUCGUAAACUUUCAAAAAAGGAUAAGGAUCAUGAUGAUGAUACUUCUUAUUCUUCUGACGAUGAUGAAUUCAAACAACCUUUUCAUCAUCCAUUUUUGGUCAAGGAAAGACCUAAUAUAGUCAUGAAUAUUAGAAAUGCGACCCAAUUACCUAUUAAAUCCUUUCAAGAAAAAACUAUUGGACAAGAUAUAUUAAGGCAACAGUUUCCUGUAUCCAGUGGUCAAACUCAUAGUUUGGCUCUUACUGAAUGGGUACCAAUUGGUCCUGAGGAAUCUGCAAAAUUAAAUAAAAUACUUAGACCUGAUGAAGGAAACAAACUUUCUAACAAAUCACAUCAUAUUCCACAGGCUCCAAAAGUUGUUCCUGUGGAAAAUAUUGUUCAACCUGUUUCAAGUCCAACCAAUGCUAUAGUGCCUAUGGAUUAUCAGUAUGUUGCUCCUGCUGUUGAAACUCCAGCAUUAACGCCUUAUGCACAUGACAAUUAUUCAUUGUUAUCAUUCGAAACUGGACAGUUUACUGGUCAUACUGGUGCUAAAGUUCUAACUCCUGCAGAACUUUCUGCUGGAUUUCAAACUUGGGUGAAAAAGGAUCAGCUAAAAAAUUCUGCUCCUGUAAACAGUGGUAUUGGGAUUCAUUUGUUACAAAAAAUGGGAUGGAAACCAGGUGAAGGUCUUGGAAAGAAUCAAUCUGGAUCUUUAGAACCACUUUUAUUAGAUGUCAAAAUGGAUAAAAGAGGACUGGUGGCAGAAGAAGAACUCCAAGGAAAUCGUACAAAGAAGUUUUCAAAAAAAGCAACAUUACCCAUGUUGUCACUAGAUGGAAAACAUCCAGUUUCAUUAUUAAAUGAAUUUUGUGCAAAACGUAAAUGGGACGUACCCAAGUUUAAUACUCUUGAUGAAUCUGGUCCUAGUCAUAGAAAAACAUUUAUUAUGACUGUAGUUGUCAAUGGAGUGCAGUAUUGUUCAUCGAGGUGUCAAACAAAAAAAUUGGCUAAAAUGGAAGCUGCCAAAGAGUGUUUAAAAGAAAUUGGAUUAUUAAAUUGAAUUAAUAUGUUUUUAUAAAAUAAAUGAUUUUUUUAAAUGUUGAAAUAAUAAAGUACUGUCUAUUAUGAUCAUGCUAUAUAUUAUAUAAGACCUAUUUUUAUAAGUUAUGUAUUUAAACAUUAUACAUUUUUUUUUUAAAAAUGUUACAAGAAAUCUAUUUUUUUUAUGAAAUAAUUUUAAAACUCUUAAAAACUUGUUAAAUAAUAUAAUACAAAUGGUAUAUAAGUUGUUUUAAAAAAUCUUUAAAUGACUAAUGAUAAUUUAGAAGGAUAUAAUACAUUUCAUUAACUAUAAGAAAAAAUUACAAAUAUAAUAGUGAAGUUGUAGAAAACUUGUUAUAUA